Pseudopipra pipra is the source of this 2508-nucleotide messenger RNA. RefSeq names its product sterile alpha motif domain-containing protein 1-like. NCBI's taxonomy places the organism in Eukaryota, Metazoa, Chordata, Aves, Passeriformes, Pipridae. The record is from RefSeq and is a predicted model, not a curated record. The transcript is spliced from 3 exons. Bases 432 to 1139 code for a protein of 235 amino acids.
GCCGCAGCCGUCCGGCACCAGCCCCACGCCGGGGGCGCACUGCGGCGCGGCCGCCGGGCACUGGCACACGGCGGGGCAGGGCGAGCCCAGAGCCUGCGGAGCGGAGCGGAGCGCACGGUGAGCGCCGGCAGCGCAGCGGGGACACCCGACCCGCCUCCCCCUCCCCGGCCGCAGGAAGAGCCGCGGCACUUACCAGGCGGGCCAGGCAGAGGAGAGCGGCCGCCAGAGCGGGGCGGGUACCCGCGGAGCCCAUGUCCAGCGCCGGUGCAGCGGAGCCCGUGUGAGCGCGGAGCGGGAGCGCGGCCGGCGCGGUCUGAGGCGGCUCCGGGCGCCGCCGCCUUAUAUGGGGCGCGGGGCCGCCGCGUGCGCCGCGGCGCUGACGUCGCGCGUUCCGGGCCGCGGCCGCGUCCAGCGCUCGCGGCAUCCCAGGAAUGUGGCUGGCGCGCGCCGCGGCCGCCCCGCCCCGCCCCGGCUCCGGCACCGCGGCCAAGGCGGCGGCGCUGCCGCGGGGGGUCCCUCCGCCCCUGGACCCGACCGGCCGGGACACAGCGCGGGGGGCCGCGGAGGCCGCUCCCCAUCCCGCGGACGCGGAGGGUCCCCGCGGACGCGAAGGUGGUAACGGGAGGCGCUGUUCGCCCUCGGGGCUGUGCCGGCGGCGCCCGGACACCUACGGGACAGCGGAGCUGCCCUGCCCGCCCCGGGCGCCCGCGGCGCUGCCCCUCCAGAUCACACUGCCCGGGGGUCACCGGGGCUCGGGCCCUGGCGCUGCUGCCGUGCGAGGGACAGUCACAACCCUUCCCCGUACGGCAGACCCCGGGAGCCUGGCUGUGCCCAGCGGCACCGAGAGGCCCGGUUUCCAGACCGGGAACGGGAUGGCCACGCGGCGAACAUCCUCCCUCCCCGUCAACCUGUGUAUCUCCGGCCUCAGUGCCCCUCACUCAACGGGUGUCCCUGCGUGCCGCCUGCCCGGGACGGGCAGCCGGGGAGGGGAGGCAGCCGCAGCCCCGCCGCUCGGAGGAACCGAGCCCGGACGUCUCGUCGCCUGCCCGGCGGCCGAAAGGAUGACAGAAAGGACCGUUUCGUGGGGACGGUGCGUAGGGCUCCGGGAGUGGGGAAAGGUGAUGGGACGGAAGCUCUGAGCACUCUUUGCCCAGAACACAUGUGCUUCAGAAGGCAGCAGUGUUUUUCUUCAUCACUUGUAUGCCUCAAAAUUCGACCAGAAAAGACAAUUGCUGAAAGGGAAAACCAGUCUUUAGUUGCAUGCAGCUCUCUCUGGAGACUGCCAAUGUGUACCAUGUAGCACCAUUUCUGAUGACAGGAACUAUUUAAUGUGUCCAGCAAGAAUUCAAGAGAGACCACCAGCAAGCUUUGAUGGCUGCCAGUAAUGGCAGUAACAACUUUCCAUCUCCACGUAUUUAGCUGGGCCCCAGCUGGUGAUGAGGAGUAGGACAGUCCCAUUUCCAGACUCCAAGCUAUCCACUCCAGUGGUCUUCCCUUGGUUUCACAAGUGUAUGGGUUUUCCUGUGGUACUUUAGUUUUAAAACCCUAAAGUGGUUUUUAGAUGGGGAAUCUGGCUGAUACUUUUUUCCCUGGAUGACUCUUUACACAGCAGCAUUAUGAUCAGGAGGAACAAAUUUGUGAUUCAACACACCUUGAUUAAUGAAAAAAACACCUUGAUUAAUUUAAAAAAUUUUUAAAAAGAAGAAGCUAAGACAUCACUGCAUGGUUAAAUUGGCCAGUUUUGCUUUUCAGGGAUUUAUGCAAACACUUGUUUAUUUAAUUACAUCUAAUUUAAGGACACGCACCGAGCGCUUUGCUUUGAUCUAUGGCUUUCACAACAUUCAGCAAAUGCCACAGGAAAAGUCAAUGAAUAGCGCCUUUUCUCAGUUGGUUUCAUGUCUUACCACACAUUCACACAACUUUGAUGGGAAACUGUAACUGAACCUACAUUUGCUCAAGAAAAGGUCACUUCGAAAGCUUUGAAGCACCUUUUAACAAACCUAUCCUGAAUUUCAAGUAGUUGUCAACACUUGAGAUGGGUUGAGUUUCUUUGGAGUUCAGGUUAGACUGUGACCCUUUCCCUGCACACGUUUCCCUGUCACAAACCAUGACCCAGUGUUUACCCUCCAAGCUGUGGAGGGUAAACAUCAUGGGGUACACUUAUGUCUACUUCUCCUGGAUGUACACCAGGAAAUAGGAAAAAGUUUGGGAUAUCUUCCUUUUUUAGAUUUUGUUCAGUGUAAUGUACUGUUCCAGACUUUUGUUGUUCUAAAUAAACUGGGAAAUACUCCCUGUUUCAUGUCACAGAGAGUAUUUUACUGGCUUCUCUUUUUUUGCUAUAGGCAGUUGCUGGGAGCUCAGCUAAUGCAAAGCAGGAAUUUGAAACUGUUGGCUUACAUAGCAGGUAUUACAGAUUUACUGAGUAUAUCCUGUUAUUUUCACAGGCCUGUGUCUCUCCAGGGAAGGGACUUUCCAGAGAAAUAAAUCAAGAAAAAAUAACUGGUUUAA